GAGCCGUCGAGUGGCGUCGAGUGCCGGCCGGUCGGAUGUCCGCGGAGGGCGGCGGCUACUCGCCGUGUCCGGCGGAGGCGCUGCCGGAGCUGAGCGCUGCCGAGCUGGCGAUGAGCCUAUCGCCAAAAUCGGCCCUGCUGCAGCAAAACCUUUCCCAGCUGCAGCUUCAGCACUCGACCCCGUUCUCGGUCACCGAUAUCCUGUCGCCGAUAGAGGAAUACCGCAAGUUGGAGUUGGCGAACAACCCGCCUUCGCCGUACAGAUCAAAUUCAUCUGGGAGCAGUAUAAACUCGCCCCUGGGACCGGCUGCUUCGUGCGGUAUGGCCGGCAACCCGUACGCGGUCCCGCUGUACGGCGGAGCGCCCGUGCAGGGCUACGGCUGCGCGCCCACGGACCUGCCCCACUACGGGGACAUGCGCGGCGCCGGCUGGUACCCCGCCUCGAACGACCCCAGGUUUGCCAUUUCCAGGCUGAUGACGUCCACCUCGGGCGGGAUGGGCCAUGUCAACAACAUGGGAGGGCUGGCGGCCUGCGCUGGACCAGACGCGAAACCCAUGCAGUUUCCCCUCGCGCAACGGCGGAAGAGAAGAGUCCUGUUCACGCAGGCGCAGGUGUACGAGUUGGAGCGAAGGUUUAAGCAACAAAAGUAUUUAUCAGCACCAGAGAGGGAGCAUCUCGCAUCGCUCAUACAUUUAACGCCGACGCAGGAACAGAACACCUACGUGCAUAGAGGUAUUAACGAGCCGGACUCAAUUGCAGCGCGCGAUCAUUUGAUUUUCAACCCAAUGCACUUGCAACUAAACCACAUCCACGGCUUUGAAAAUCUCUACAUAUUAAGUAAAUAUUCAGUGAAAGAAAAGGAAAGUUGGAUAUUGUACACACUACAAGUAUUUGAGUGGUUUCAGAAAAACAAACGCACGGUAGCGAAGUGGGUGUAA
Messenger RNA from Achroia grisella, 938 nucleotides. Its product is annotated as thyroid transcription factor 1-like. Gene Ontology annotation, cellular component: nucleus. The record is from RefSeq and is a predicted model, not a curated record. The coding region runs from base 36 to 938 and encodes 300 amino acids. The transcript is spliced from 6 exons. Lineage: Eukaryota; Metazoa; Arthropoda; Insecta; Lepidoptera; Pyralidae. Gene Ontology annotation, molecular function: DNA-binding transcription factor activity, RNA polymerase II-specific; RNA polymerase II cis-regulatory region sequence-specific DNA binding. Gene Ontology annotation, biological process: regulation of transcription by RNA polymerase II; cell differentiation.